This is a messenger RNA of Pleuronectes platessa (European plaice), 2271 nucleotides long. Its product is annotated as 5-hydroxytryptamine receptor 1B. NCBI's taxonomy places the organism in Eukaryota, Metazoa, Chordata, Actinopteri, Pleuronectiformes, Pleuronectidae. Gene Ontology annotation, cellular component: membrane. Bases 128 to 1129 code for a protein of 333 amino acids. Gene Ontology annotation, molecular function: G protein-coupled receptor activity. Gene Ontology annotation, biological process: G protein-coupled receptor signaling pathway. The record is from RefSeq and is a predicted model, not a curated record. The transcript is spliced from 2 exons.
ACUGAGAGAAUCCAAACAGAUGCUCAUCAUCUUCCUCCAGAAGGAGCUGGUGUCCUCCUGUGAAAGGUCAUGAGGUGAGCAUUGCAGCAGCAGCAGAGUCUCUGUGGUUGAGAGCAGGGUACCGGUCAUGUUGGACCGAACGGACCCGGCCCACUGCACCGUGUGCUGCUGCACGCUGGUCAACAAAGUCCUCAUGGUGCUCUUCAUGGUGCUGCUGGUCUUCGCCAUCUUGUUUGGAAACUUGGUGACUCUGGCUGUGGUGGUGGGGACCAAGGACUUCCACACGCCACAGGGAUACCUGAAGGCGUCCCUCGCGGUGGCGGAUCUGGCGGUGGGGAUCUUCGUGGUGCCGCUGUCCGUCUACGCCGAGGUCUACCUCAUGGUGACGGACUCUGCACCAGAGUGGACCUCCUACAACUCGCAGGUCGUGAGUUUCCACCCGUGCAACGUUAUCGGGCCCAUCUUUGCCGGGUGCACCUUGGUGUCCAUAUCGACCAUCUUCCUGCUGACGGUGGAGCGGAGCAUCGCGGUGUUGAUGCCGCUGCACAAGGACUCCGUGAUCACUCGUAAGAGAACCACGACCCUCAUCGUCCUGUCCUGGGCGGGGAGCUUCUUCUUGGCCGUGUCUCCGAUGCUCUUCAGCAGCGAGAUCGCUCUGGAGUACAACUCCUGCAGCCGCAUGUGCAACUACGUGCUGGGGGUCGUGGGCGAGUUCCCCAGCCAGGCCUGGAACAUCCUCCUGCUGUUCCCAGUGUUUGACUUCACCCUCCUCUGCGGCACUGUGGUGAUAAACAUCGUGUCUCUGUCCAGCAUCCGGCAGCACUCGAAGCGCAGGAAUCACCUGGCCGGGUCCGAGGUUCAGAGGAAAACCAAUCCCAGCUUCUCUGACAUCAAGGCAGCGAAGACCAUCGGGACUCUAACGGUGGCGUUCACAGCGUCGUUCACCCCCAUCGCCGUCUUCGUGGUGGGAAACGUUUUGGGGAACAAAUGGUGCAACUUCUCCUUCUUCGCCUUCUGGAUUCUGGCCUCCAACAGCUGCUGGAAUGUCAUUAUUUACAGUGUGAGGGAUCAGAAGUUCAGGCUCAGUGCUCACAAGCUCUUCCAGAGACAGAACCCAACCAAGACCUAAAGAAAGCAGAGAAGGUCCCGGACCGACGCUCAGAGGAGAACCUGAGCAGAACUGCAUCAUGGAGACGAGAGAAGCUUGUCUUCAGAUCCCUGCUCCUUUUCUUACAUCAUAAAAGAGCAUGAACAGUUUGAACAUCACAAAUGUGAAGUGUCCUUCAUUGUGUUGUUGUGUGUGACGCUGCAGCUCCACAACCUGACGGUGUGUCGGUGUGUAAAGAUCAGGGACAGACUCUGAGGACUGACGUCAACCGGAGACAGUUACGGUGAAACAUCAGAAUCCUGAAGGAGCCGCGUCACACAGAAACCAUCAAGGACAAAUGACUAAGAGAUAAAAGCAAGAAGAGGUGAACAAUCCCUGAGUGAGUGAGGAGAAGGAGAAGAGGAGGCUGAGAGAUGAAGAGUAAAAACACUUGCCUUGACUCUUGAGGUGUGAACACGUGUCGUUCACGGUUUCCCACACGAGCUGAACACGUGACAUGUUUCUCGGUACCACUCAGUUCUGUGAUUGAUUGUUGAUUGUUGAUUGUUGAUUCUCUUUGUGCUCCUCAGAGACGCUGAGAGUCAGACCUGCAUCGACUUCUCAUUAUGUAACAAUCUGUCUCUCACACAGCUGAUUGAAGCAAGUCACAGAACAACAUUUCAUAGUUUGUUAUCGUGACCAUGAACAGAGUGUGGAGACGCUGCAGCACGUUAGUCGAACCGGUUUAUUCAGCUCAGUGAAACCCUCAGGGGAACGUUUCACAGUCCAAUUAAAGCUGUGAGCUGUUUAUCACCCAGAACCUGACAAACACGUUUCAAUUCUGAAGAAGCUCUGAAGAGGAUGAGCUGAUUGGAAGCAUGAGCGUGGGAUUGGAACCAGGUCCUGACUGGAUGUGGAUCUGGAACCUGUGACUGAAGCAGCCUGAGGAGUUAGGAUCAGUCCCAGGUUCUGAAGUUCUUGUCACGUCUGAGGAUUUGUCAUCAGGAUCAAACUAAAACUUUGAAACCAUUUUUCACAAAACUCGGUUGAACGUUGGGACAAGAGCCAAGAAAGAACUUGUAUUGUGGCAUGUUUUCUAAUUUUCAAUCUCUUGACGACAUGUAUUCACAUUUUCACUGAUUUCUCAGAGAAUUAUUCAUGGAUCUGCUUUUAUGUACUUUUGU